This is a messenger RNA of Hypanus sabinus (Atlantic stingray), 8223 nucleotides long. Its product is annotated as kalirin-like. The record is from RefSeq and is a predicted model, not a curated record. Gene Ontology annotation, molecular function: guanyl-nucleotide exchange factor activity. Lineage: Eukaryota; Metazoa; Chordata; Chondrichthyes; Myliobatiformes; Dasyatidae. The transcript is spliced from 11 exons. Gene Ontology annotation, cellular component: cytoplasm; postsynaptic density. Bases 6 to 1046 code for a protein of 346 amino acids. Gene Ontology annotation, biological process: intracellular signal transduction; axon guidance.
AUUCAAUGAAUUCUGCAAAGUCACCCAGUGAAGCUGAUGAAGAAAAUCAGGCCAAAGCACUUAAAGGCAGAAAUUACGUCCUAAAAGAACUUAUUGAAACAGAGAAGAUUUAUGUGAGAGACUUGGGAACCGUAGUAGAGGGUUACAUGAAAAAGAUUGAAGAAAAAGGAGUUCCAGAUGAAAUGAAAGGCAAAGAUAAGAUAAUUUUUGGAAAUAUUCAUCAGAUUUACGACUGGCACAGGAGUUACUUCUUGGCGGAAUUGGAACAAUGUCUGCAGCAACCAGAAUACUUGGCAAAGAUCUUCAUCAAGCAUGAAAGGCGCUUAGGCAUGUAUGUGGUGUACUGCCAAAACAAGCCGAAAUCUGAGUACAUUUUGGUUGAAAAUGAUGCCUACUUUGAGGACAUAAAACUGGAUUUGAAUGAGAAAUUUAGUCUGAGUGACUAUCUCAUCAAACCUGUACAGAGAAUAACUAAGUACCAGCUUUUGCUCAAGGACUUCUACAAAUACAGUGAGAAAGCUGGGUUCGACUGUUCUGAAAUUGCGAAAGCUGUUAAUGUGAUGUUCCUGGUGCCAAAACGCUGCAAUGAUAUGAUGAAUUUGGGAAGACUUAGUGGGUUUAAUGGCAAACUCACAGCACAAGGCCAAUUGCUACGACAAGAUACAUUUCUUGUGUCAGAACAGGAUUCUGGAGUUCUGCCCCGAAGUAAGGAACGGCGAGUCUUUCUCUUUGAGCAGAUUUUAAUCUUCAGUGAACUUCUGGACAAGGAUUCCUCCACGCCGAGAUAUCAGUUUAAGAAGAGCAUUAAGAUGAAUAACCUGAACAUUGACAACAAUGUGAACAAUGAAUUCUGUAAAUUUGCUCUGACAUCCACUGGAACCUCUGAGCGGUUGAUCUUACAGGCACCAAACAAAGAAAUCUAUGAAGCGUGGGUUUGUGAUAUCAACAAAGCACUUGACCUUCAAAAGAACUUGCUGACUGCACUGCAAUCACCAAUCGAGUACCAGAGAAAAGAGUUUCCAGAUGCUUUCAACAAACCAAAGUGAGAAGAUUAUUCCAAUCCAGCCUUGCACCAGAGACCUCUAAAAAUUGUGAGAGGUGAUAAUGUAAUGAAUAUUAUGAGCACAGUCGGGCAUUUGAAAUAUAACUGUUGUCCCCUGCCACUACUACCUUGUAAGAUGGUUCAGUUAACAGCAAUUAGCCAUUGGACAGGCUGUACUUUUACUGAGUUUAAAAUAAAUAAGAUGCAUCACAAUUAAAUCAUUACAUAUUUAAUAGUAUCAGUACCUGUUUGUAUCAUUGGUACUUCUCAGAUUUCACCAAAGUUAAAUAACUUAUCAGGUAAAUACAUCUAGUGUAUUGAUUACAUUUACAGAUAAGGCCAAUUUGACUUGUUCUGUGGAAGUCAUUAUCUGCAUUUUUCAAUUUGAUAAACACAAGAUUCAGCAGAUGCUAGAAAUCCAGAACAACACACAAAAAAUGCUGGAGGAACUCAGCAGAUCAGGUUGCAUCUAUGGAAAUGAAUAAUUGAUCGGCAUUUCAGGUUAAGAUCCUUCUUCAGGACAGGAAAGGAAGAGGUAAUGUGUUUAGAAUAAGGAGGUGGGGGUUGGGGAAGGAGGGCAAGCUGGAAGUGUUUGGUGAAGACAAGUUUGUUGGGGGGGGUUAAACUAAGAAGCUGGGAGGUGAUAGGUGGGAAAAGCAGAAGUCUGGAGAAGAAGGAAACUGAUAGGAGAGGAGAGGAGACCAUGAGUUCACCCACCUGACUUCACCUAUCACCUUCUAGCUUGUCCUCAUCAUCCUCCCCCACUUUCCUUUAUUGGCAUCUUUCUAAUCCUGAAGAAGGGUCUCUGCCAAAAACUUGACUGUUUAUUCAUUUCCACAGAUAUUUCCUGACCCGCUAAGUUCCUCUUUUUUCUAAUCUCUCAACAGUGCAUUCUUAAUUUUUCCCAUAAUUUUGUCGACGAACAAAAUUAGUUCGCUAGUUUUUUGAGUUAAAUUACAUCUAAUUGCAUUUUUAAUUUGUAAAGUUAAAUUUAGCUGAUAUGAGGAAGUGGUUACGUAUAAGGUGCAGCGACAAAGUGCAAAGUACACAUCCUUGACUCAGCUAUCUUUUCUGUGCAUGCACUCUUAAAUAGCAAAAUAAUUCAGAAUACCUGUAACAAAUCUAUCAGUUCUUACCACUGAGACACUAUUAAAGAAUUCCUUACGUUGUUUGAUCUGGCAUUUAUUUAAAACCACUAUCUUUACAAUUAUACCAACUCUAUAAAGAUUCACCAGUUCAUAUAAAAGUAGCAAAAUUAUACCGUGUUACUGAAGCAACUUUAUCAAGUAUCAUAUGUAUAAAUUACUUGAAAUUUGUUGAAUUUUGUGCAAAUAAAAAUUACUUUGCUGUACACUAUAUGCCAUCUACAUUAAAAUCAAAUUAGAUGAUAAAGCAUAAAAUAAAAUUGUGAAUAAUGAAGUAAUAUUUUAACAAAUAAAGAUUUAGAAAAAUUUUGCCACGUUUAUUAAGGGAUUGGACAUGCUAGAGGCAGCAAUUGUUCCCAAUGUUGGGGAGUCCAGAACCAGACGCCACAGUUUAAGAAUAAGGGGUAGUCCAUUUAAAACGAGGUUCAGGAAAAACUUUUUCACCCAGAGAGUUGUGGAUCUGUGAAAUGCUCUGCCUCAGAAGGCAGUGGAGGUCAAUUCUCUGGAUGCUUUCAAGAAAAAGUUAUUUAGAGCUCUUAAGAAUAGCGGAGUCAAGGAGAAGGCAGGAAUGGGGUACUGAUUGUGGAUGAUCAGCCAUGAUCACAGUGAAUGGCGUGCUGGCUCAAAGAGCCGAAUGGCCUACUCCUGCACCUAUUGUCUAUUGUCUAUUUGUUGUCUAAUGAUGACAAUCUCAAAUAAAAAUAAAAUAUGUGGUUAACCUGCCAAAAUAAUUCUCAUUAAAUAUGCAGGCAUUUCUUCAAGCAGAUAGCUUCUAUAAUGUCUCAAAGCUGCCCUCUAGUGGAAAGAAUGAGCUUUUGGUUUAAAUGAUAUGAACUUUACAGUUUCAGCUUAAUAAAUUUGGUUACAUUACUGUAAUAUUCAAUUCAAAAAAUUUUCUAUGUUCAAUUUUUGGCACAAAUGCACAGCAAGGUGGUCUUCACAAAGCCACUUCCUUAAUUUUUUUUCCCAUAAAUGGGCCAUCAAAUGACUGUUCAGUCAUAGAUAUCAGAGGUCUGUAAGCUCAACAUAAUACAACUUCUUGUUGGCAAAUCCGCCUAUGAAUAUGACCUGCAGCUACUGACAGAUUACUGUUGCAUUCUUUUGUUCCAUUCACUGAAAUGUUUUCUUAACUAUGUUAUAUGAUCAUUUAGUUUUGUUAACAUUUAUAAUGACCUUUGUCAGGGGAUUGGCUUUCUCCUACAGUGAGAGAGAUAACAAUAUUCAGCACUGAAUCUCCUGCCUGGGAAUGAAUUUGCUUAUGCAAUUGAAUGGCCUUAAUUAUUUUUCCCAAUCAAUUCCAAUGCACAAAUUGAUAAACAGUCCCAUACAAAAGUUUCUCUUUCCUUAGGAUCUAAUGCCAUUGGGUUUGGUCUAUCUGGUUCUGUGGUGAAUUACAUAUACCUGUCUGGACGGCGUCCCCCUGCUGAUUGUUCCUGUGGCUCCUCCCACGGACCCCAGUAUAAAGGUGAUUGGAGACACAGCCCCGGCCUCAGUCUCCAGGAUGUAGUGUGGUGGUCAAUUGCUGCUUGUUCUUUCUUCCAGCCAAUAAAAGCCUAUAUUUCACCUUACGUCUCCGAGAGUCAUUGAUGGUGCAUCAAGUUCUAUAAAAAUAAGAUUGACAAUAUUUGUUUUUUGAUACAUUCAAACCUAUCUUGUUUAUUUUUCUCUCGAAGACAUUUUCAAUAUUUUGGUUUGUGAAUAGUAAGGGCUAUAUUGAUAUAGAAUCCUGAUGAAGGGUGACGGCCUGAUACAUCAGUCUUUUGCUCUUCUCCAUGGGUACUGCCUGGCCUGCUGAGUUCCUCCAGCAUUUUGUCUGUGCUGCUUUGCAUUUCUAGCAUCUGCAGAUUUUAUUGUAUUAGUGAUAGAUUUGUUCAGUUUAAAGGAAAUAAUUGAUUUUCUAUGGCAUUGCAUGCCAAUUUAAGACCAAGCACAACAUUUGUGAUCUUGGAUUUUAAAAUAAUUCACUGUACAGAUGAACUUGGUUAGAGAAGAUCAGAACGAGCUUAUUCCAAUUACAAGUCAGUUGCUCAGUUAUUAAGUUAAACACAACAGAUGCAAUAUCCAGGCAAGCAAAAUAGUAACAGACCAGUUUAGAUCAAAUAGCUAGCAGCAAUGCACCAAAGGAUCUUCAAUGGUUUCUCCUUUAGUCAUGAUUUUCCCACCUUUGUAGUUCCCACUGUUCCAUAAAGAGACAUUAUUUGGCCAAAAAUAUAUAAACAUUAAAUCUAUGGUUCUAUAGAACAAAAUUCUUAUAAUUCAAUGAAAGAAGAAUAGAUGGUAGAGAAAAAUAAAGUAGAUAUUGAGAAGGAUUGUGAAGGGAAAAUAAUUUAGCUUUGUUGAUAGGGGAAAAUAAGUUGAUAUUGCUAUUCUGUAUUUUACAUCCAGGGAAUGGCUAUUUUUCAUUUCCAAAAAGAAAAUGCCCAGUUACAUAAUAUUUACCUUGCUAUGAAGACAUUGAAAAGAAGAAAUGUUACAGAUGCUGUUCAGAACGAUACAGUUUUAUUGUGUCAUAAUAUUGCUCAUUUUGAUAACCUAUUCUUUGUUGGUACUAGACUGGGGUGAAAUUAGUAUCUCUGAUGGGAUGAUGAAUGAGAAGGGAGCAAUAUAACCACUUUGGGGAAAGUGAUAGGUCUCAGGUAACCAUCUCGCACCAGCUCAUUUUGUGUUAUGCAGCUAGGAUCAUUGGCUUGAACUUAAUGUAGUACUGAUUAAUUCCAUGCUAUUAGUAUUGCUACACUAAUUGUCAUGAAUACAUCUGAGAGCUUCCUUUGCUUAAUACAUCAAAAUAGCAUUCAUUUCUAAAGUAAAACACAUGUUUUUGUACAACUAUCAUUUUGUUAAUUGGCAUUUUCAGAUGUUAUAAUUAUAUAUGCACUUCUCAACAUAACUCACUGCUGUUAAUAAAAUAAUAUGUACAAUGUAUAUCUGCACAGGUUUGAAAGCAUUGGGUAAAGUUAGCAACUGUGAGUAAAUUUCUUUAAAAAGAGCAAGAAGUCUUUAUCUGUACGAUACUUUAGGCUUAAAUCUUAUGUCCUGUACCUAUUUUUUUUCUCUUUAUAUAAUAGAAACUGAAAUGCAUUAGAUGAAUAAGAUUACUAUUUUCAGCUUUUGUAUCAAUCAAUAAAUAAAGUUUUGAUUUCUUGUUUUCAGUACAUGCAUGAUUAUUACUUUGGAAUAUUCUGAAAUAUUAUUCAACAGUAAGAUCAUUUUUUUAUCAAACUGAUGAAUGAAAUUAUGCAAAUCCAGAUGGUCAGGAUACAUUCAUGAGAAUGAUUGAACUUAUAAUGGAAUCUUUCCUAUCCUGCUCACUUUAUGGAUGGACAUAGGCUUAUUUCUAGGUUAACUACACUUGAUAUUAUUGGCCAGUUUGUACCUAUCAUAACUAACUUCAUAUGGCACAUUGCAAUGCUAUGGUAACAACUUCAAUGUUUUCAAAUUGUGAGAAUCAACAUUAAAAUUUUGGCUUUUCAUCUAAGAUAAUUGAUCCUAAAACUAGAUCAAGGUGAGAACGUGUUAAUGAGUUUGUGUGAGAGAUCAGAUUAACGAAAAAUUGCUGAGAUUGCUGAGAUUACUCUGAGAGUUGACAUAGACUCAAUUGGUUGAAUGGCCUCCUGUGCUGUUAUGGGAGUAUUAAAUAAUGUUAUAAGGAGAAAUAGAAAGCAACAUUUUCAGAUAUAUACACUCUCAAAUCUUUCCACAAUGUCAUAGUUUUCCAUGAGGCUGUAUCUCAGUCUUCUCUUUUCUUGAGAAUAGAAUCCCAGCAAGUUCAAUCAUUCCUUAUGAGCCCUGCCGAGGGGUUUUGGCCUGAAAUAUCAACAGGACACAUGAUCUUUUAUCACUUCACAAAAGCCUUUGAAUGUAUCAAUCAAGAUAUUGUGAAGCACCCUGCUCAAAUAGGGGCAUUCAGCUUAAAUUGAUCUGCAUCUUUCAUCUGUUUGAUAAUGGCAUGCAAGACAUAAUCUUAUCCAUAACAGAUCCAAUCACACUGUAGACUGACAUUGGGUAAGACUGAGUCAUUACCUCAAUCUUUCUCAUUGUAAUGCUGCACUUUGCCUCCAUGGAGCUCCUCACUGGAGCUAAUUCACAUGACAAAAUAGAAACUUUACAAUCUGUGACAUCUCCAAGAUCAUCUCCAAUUUCAGUCAGCAAGCUGCACCUAACUGUUGCUCCAAAUGGUUGUUAACUCAUUCAAUUACACAUUUUUUUUAAUUUUUAGAGAUAGAGCAUGAACCAGGUCCUUCCAGCCCUUCGAGUUAUGUCGUGCAGCAAUCCCCUGUUGUAAUCUUAGCCUAAUCAUGGGACAAUUUAUAAUGACCAAUUAACUUACCAACCAGUAUAUGUUUGGACCGUGGGAGGAAACUAGAGCACACAGAGGAAAGCCAUGCAGUCACAGCAAGAACGUACCAACUCCUUACAAGCAACAAUGGGAACUGUAAAGUGUUGUGCUAACUACUACACUACUGUGCCACCCCAGACUGUACUUCAUAUUUAACAUACAUAAAGUAUUAAUAAUUUCAAUUGAACAACAUAAUUAUGAUAAAUUUAAAAGGCAAACAUGAGGAAAUCUGCAAAUGCUGGAAAUUCAAGCAACACAAUAAAUUUAUUAAGUUUUAUAAAGUCAUUGUCACUGUAAAAAAAGUCCACAAGGAAAUGCUGGAAAAAUUUGACCAUUUCCCAUAGUUCAAUAGCUGUCAUGUAGGGAGAUAUCAGUGAUUUCAUUGUCACCUUCAUUGUGGCAGAACAGUUGGAAAAUAUUUUGAAGAUCAAGACUUCAAAUCUGGCGCAAAGCUUACUACCUCUGCAAAAUCCUCCAAAUCCACUGGCAGGAUAAGCUAGCUAAUGUCAAGGCCUCACCGAGAUCCUAAUUACAUUCAGUCAACUCCAAAGGGCAGGCCAUUUUCCCAGCACUCCUAAAACAGACACUCUCUUCUGAGCAUUGUCGGAGCAAAAUGUUAUUAGGUGAAUAGAGGAAAAGAUUUCAUCUGUUAAAGGCCUACUUGAAACGAUAUAACUUCCCCCAAGGACUCAUGAAACCCUGAAUCACAAUGAUUCAAUGUGUUAGAAUGGCAUUGAGAACUAUUAAUCCAUGAAUCAAGGGCACACAGACGUUGCAGCAAAAAUUGCAGGGAACAUUACUCACUCACUCACUCUCUGCAUCAAGCAUUUCCACCUGAUACAAAAUAUCAGCCUCAUUAGUCACUUUAGCACCCACGGAGGGGGAGGGGAAGCAAGCCAUUCUUGUCUGCAAGGAAUCCCUUUGUCAAUGAAUUUCUUGGGAUGUUAGCACUUCGCAAAUUCCUUCCAGUUUCUGUCUUACAAUUCUGUUGUAUCAUCAGCACUGAGGGAAUUAAUUACUGUUUUGUUUUACUUAGGAAGUAAUUUGGUUUAUAUGAUAUUAUCAAAUCAUAAUCUAUAGAUUUUGCAUUGAAAAUGUGACUAUCAGGCAUCGAAGAUCACUAUAUGCUUCUGAGACUCAUACUAUUUGCAACAUACAUUUCAAGGGAGCAGAAAAAUACUGCAAAUGGUGUUCCUGCAAAGUCCACCAAAUGAACUGGAAGGUCAAGUCAUCCAACAUCAACGACCUUUUCCAGGAUAACAUUCCAAGUACCUAAGCUGUAGAUAUACUACUUUGGACUGGCUGUGUCAGUUGCAUCCACACCAGAUUCUCAAAACAGAAACACUGUACCUAGUUCUGUCAUAAUCAUCAAAUGGCGAGAGAACAAAGUUCAAGGACGUUCUCAAUGCCUCCUUGAAGAAGUGCAGCAUCCCCACCGAUCACUUGUCUACAGUUCACACAUUUAGCUAUCUCAGAAACCACCCAACUGGAGUGAAAGUUGUUAUGAUUUGUAACUUCAAAAUAUUAAAUUAAUUCAAAGGAAGGUAUGGGACACCAAGAAUGAAGGUCUAAUUUCAAGUAUACUUCGAUGUAUUUUUACAAGUAACCCAUAAUUAAUUAUUUAAUCAGAAUCAGGUUUAAUAUCACUAGCAUAUGUCAUGAAAUUUGUUAACUUUUGUUAAAUGAACAAGAAUGCUCAA